Messenger RNA from Hemicordylus capensis (graceful crag lizard), 8052 nucleotides. It is a transcript of the gene LIMS2, whose product is annotated as LIM zinc finger domain containing 2. Gene Ontology annotation, cellular component: cell-cell junction; focal adhesion; cytoplasm. The transcript is spliced from 11 exons. The record is from RefSeq and is a predicted model, not a curated record. Bases 454 to 1479 code for a protein of 341 amino acids. NCBI's taxonomy places the organism in Eukaryota, Metazoa, Chordata, Lepidosauria, Squamata, Cordylidae. Gene Ontology annotation, biological process: positive regulation of integrin-mediated signaling pathway; positive regulation of substrate adhesion-dependent cell spreading; cell-cell junction organization.
ACUCUGCUUCUAAGUGACAAAACAUACUCACUUUCGGCCUGACAUGGAGCUGGUUUGUGAACUUCGGGUCUCAAGAGAGAGAAGCGAUAUUAAAGCCUUUUAAUUAAUCGAGCGACACAAACUAAACUUUCCGUUCUCGGAAACAUUAGAAUCCGGUUUCCAAGAAUGAGACCCGGUUUUCAGACAACGAAAGGAGGAAAAAUAUGUGCUAGGCCGAGGAGAGGGAGGAGGCUGAGGCCGCCGCCCGCCUUGAGCCAUGGGGGCGGCCCGCAGCUGCCGCCAACACAGGGCGGAGGAGGAGAGGAAAGAAGAGGGCCAGGCGCUGCCUAUGCGGCGGCUCUAGAGCGCGGGCAGGUCCGUUUCUCCGUCUGCGGCCGGUAAACACACCGCGGCGUCCUCCUGUCAGUACAGCUGCCGCCGCCGCCGCCGCCUCCGCGUGGACAAAGAGCCACCAUGACUGGCAGUAACAUGUCAGAUGCCCUUGCAAAUGCAGUAUGUGAACGCUGCCGGGCUCGCUUUGAUCCCACAGAGAGAAUUGUGAACAGCAAUGGAGAGCUGUAUCAUGAAAACUGCUUCGUCUGUGCUCAGUGCUUUCGUCAGUUUCCAGAUGGACUCUUCUAUGAGUUUGAAGGAAGGAAGUAUUGCGAGCAUGACUUCCAGAUGCUUUUUGCACCCUGUUGUGGAGAAUGUGGUGAGUUCAUCAUUGGCCGUGUUAUCAAGGCAAUGAACAAUAACUGGCACCCAGAAUGCUUUCGCUGCGAGCUCUGUGAUGUGGUGCUUGCUGAUUUGGGCUUUGUGAAGAAUGCUGGCAGGCACCUCUGCAGGCCUUGCCAUAAUCGUGAGAAAGCCAAGGGCCUAGGCAAGUAUAUUUGCCAGAAAUGUCACCUGAUAAUUGAUGAGCAGCCUCUGAUGUUCAGGAAUGACUCCUAUCAUCCGGAUCACUUCAACUGCACCCACUGUGGGAAAGAGCUGACCGCUGAUGCCAGGGAGCUCAAGGGGGAGCUCUACUGCCUGCCAUGUCAUGACAAGAUGGGCAUCCCAAUCUGUGGGGCCUGUCGCAGGCCCAUUGAGGGUCGAGUGGUCAAUGCUCUGGGAAAGCAAUGGCACGUGGAGCAUUUUGUUUGUGCCAAAUGUGAGAAGCCAUUCCUAGGACAUCGGCACUAUGAGAAAAAGGGUCUAGCUUACUGUGAGACCCAUUACAACCAGCUCUUUGGAGAUGUCUGCUAUAACUGCAGCCAUGUGAUUGAGGGGGAUGUGGUAUCGGCUCUCAACAAGGCUUGGUGUGUGAACUGCUUCUCCUGCUCUACCUGCAACAUUAAGCUCACGUUGAAGAAUAAGUUUGUGGAGUUUGACAUGAAGCCAGUAUGCAAAAAGUGCUAUGAGAAAUUACCUUUGGAGCUGAAGAAACGCCUGAAGAAGCUAUCUGAGCUGGCCUCCAAGAAAACGCAACCUAAAGCUCUGGAUUUAAACUCUGCUUAAAUAGGCCUGUGCUUCCUGCUGAUUGCAUUCAGCUUCACCAGCUACAGUCUGUCUCAGCUACUGAUUACAAAAGAAACCCUUAAAAAUAACUUAAAUGGCACAAGGCAAACAAAAGAUCACCAAAUACCAUGUAUCUUAAAUGUUUUUCUGCUCAGGUAUUGCUUAUGGAGACUCAACUUGGGGAGGAAGCUGUGACUCUGCACAGUAAUGUUCUGUUCUCCCUUUUAUUAAGUUAUGUAUUAUAGUGUUUCUUGAUCUGCCUCUUCUUCUAUACUGAGAUUUAAGCCCUGUUCAGACUUUUUUUAAAAAGGAUGCUAUGCUUGUGUAUAGUGUCCCAGAGUAUACCCAGAAGUCCCACCCAAACACGUGAGCACCAAGAAGCAUCACUCUCCCAACUUACAGCAUUUGUCUGAAGAGGCAAAUGCUGUAAUUGCGAAGGGAACCAUUUCUAUGAUCUGAAGGCUGGGGCACUCCAGCCAUUCUGACAACAGAAGUAAGCACCUUCAUGUUUACUGUGUUUGUUUUUUCCGACAAGUGCCAUAAGUGGGGAAAGAGUGGGGAGGGUAAUACUUCUCAGUGCUGGGGUGGGACUUCUGGCAUGCUCUGAGACACUGUACACAAGUACAGCAUCCUUUAAAAAACAACAACACCCAUCUAAGCAGGGCUUUAGACUCAGUACAUGAUUGAGUACACAUUGCAUGGAAUUCUGGAAGGGAGGAGGUUCUCCGUGGUGUUUUAUUUUUCAAAAUGCAGCAUCCAGACUAAGUUACUUAAUAGUAUUACUCAGGAGUUAUUCUAAAGGACUACUUAAUUUCAGUGGGACUACUCAGGAGUAGUUAAUCUGACGGUCAACCGCCUGGAUUAGUGUGGGCAGUUUACAAGUCAGAAUAGGGAAAUGGUGGAUGGAAAGAGGCAUGUUUAACCCAGUCAUUUUUCAUCUCAAAAUCACCCUCCCCAAGCCACUUUUUUCACCUGCAGAGGAGGAAAUACUGAGGUCCCAUAUCUUCUCACCACCAUUGGUGAAAAAGCAGAAUGGAGAGGGUGAUUUCUUGACAUGAAAAGGUUAAGCAGCCUCUUUUCAUCUGCCUUUCUUUUGUCAUGGCUCAUAAGUCCACCCAGGCUAAUUUUGGUUUUUGUUUUUGUUUUUUAAAAAGCAGAGAGAAAAUAGACAGAACUCUAAGUAAAGUGUAAUUUGAACCUCGUUACCUUGAAAUUGCAAGAGACCAAUGUGUGGGACUAAUGAGAACUAGGUAAUAACUUUCCUUGCCGUUUUUAAUUAAAUCAUUUUAACAGUUUGGUCAGCAUAACCCAACAUUGGUUGUUUUUGUUAGCUGCCCUUGCUUGUUGUAGCAGCUAAGGGAUACACAAUUCUUUUUCUGACAAUCAAAUAUUCAGCUGCUGAGAAUGUUCAUUUGUUUAAGCUAAGAUUACUCUUCCCUCUUCCAGUUUCUCAGAAAUAUGAACUAGAAAUAGUAGAAAACAGGAGGUGAAUGGACCAAAGCUGCUGAACCAUAAGCCUAUCAGUUUUCAGAAAGACUGUUUGUGAUUCCUGCCGGGGUGGCCCUUUCAUCAGGCAAGGUGAGAUGGUCGCCUCAGAUGGCAGAUUAUUGGGACAGUGGCUGAGUGGCAAAAUUACUUCCCUCCCACCCCAUCAGAACAGCUCUUCUGGACUGAUCUAAGCCUUGCGAGGAGCCCCUCUCCUCAAACUCCUUGUGAAGCUUGCAGGAAAGACUAAGAGAGGAGACUGCCUGCUAGCAAUCUUCCCUCCUCUCCACCCCUCACAUCACUUUCCAAGCUUUCAAGAGUUGGUUUGAAAGAAGGCUGGGCCCCACUAGGGGCAUGGAACAUCGGGUGCUGCACCUCCUGCAGUACCUUGGGCAGCUCCUGGUGCCUGUAUUUAGGGUUGUGUGGAGAGGGGAAGUUCUAAACCUUUAAACCUUUACUAUCAGUUCCACUUCAGUAUGGUUGCUAACACCAGUAUGAAAACACUGGACAGCUUCACAGGUUAGGGUGGCAAGUAAGCUUACCAACCUCCAGUUCCUGGUGAGCAUGUGCUCCCAGCAUGAGCCACCAGUUCUGCUCCCAAUGUGUCAUCCAUACCUGCCAAUGUUGGGCUUCCAGCCACACUUCUCUCUGGGAGCCCAAUAUCUGUAAACUACUUGGUUACAGAAGUCAGGUUCUCAGAGGGAAGUGUGGUUGCAGAAGCAGACCUUAGUGGGCUUGGAUGACAUGCCGGGAGCAGAAAUUGCGGCUCCCACCAGGACUGUGUGGUCGCCAGGAACCAGCAAUUGGUGGAACCUUACAUGCCACUGUGAAGUGUAAAGCUGCCCUAUGCUUGGCUCAGCCUAGGUAGUAUUGUUCUCUGCAGUUUCCUCCACGAUAGGUGUGUUCCAGUUGUAAGACAAUUUAAGAGGAAAGAGUACAGAAUGAGAUGUCAUUCUGUGGCUGCUGUUUAGUGAGGAGAAGGAAAUCAUUGAUAUGUCUUAAUUAAUCAGGAGUGCAAACAGGGAGAGCUGAAGGAGCAACUCACUUUAAUUUUUUUGUAGGGAAGAGGAGAGAUGCAUUUGAGGGGAAAAUUUGAGUUAUUAGGGGUUUUUUGCGGGGGGAAGUUUAAUAAAAUGACAAGGGGGGAUCUCCUCAGAAGCUUAAAGGGUACAAAUCCCCCUCUCCAAUUACUGUCUUUAUACAUUAAUUGAGUAUUGUGCACUGCUUUCACUCUGAUACAAGCAUCAACUUCUAUGUUUUCCAUGCUCCUUUCCUAAAUUAAUCUUGAAAUAGCAUUAUUAAUCUGCUGUUUAUUAUUUAUUGGUACUUAGAUUAUGUUGUCACAUAUAAUAGCACAAGUGGAUUGUUCCUCUCUUAUUUUGGAACUAUUCUGCAAGUAUUAGCACAGGGAGAAGCAUACUCUUCUGAAGUCUAUAGUGAGUACAAUAAGGAGACUCUCACUGAAUUGAGAUACUCUUAAGCCCUCUGGCCUAUGAAUAUCUUGUGUUGUAGGCUAUCAUUGUCAUUUAAAUGGGGUAUACAGCAUUGCAUGUGUGUGGAGGUCUCUUCAUUACACUGAGAAAUAAAUGUGGCAGCCCCAUUGUGGGGUGGAGGAGCUUUGUGUGAGCAUCUUCGCUUCCACUCUUGCUAAGGCUUGGAUGGAUCCAGUAGACUAUCUCUACAGUUCUGCUAAAGAAACAAGCACAGACACUUCUCUGUCCAAAGCAAAACUCACACUAACUAUUCCUAACAUGGAAAAUAUGAAGUCCACCCUACUCCAUCCGAUCCAUAAUCUUUUCAAAAACUCUUAUGCAAAGCUCUUACGCCAGUCCAAUGCUAGUCAUGGAUUUAAAAGUAUUUGUGUGCAAGGCUGGCCUUGGAGCUCAGCAUCUUGGGUAGCUAUUGAAGGCCAAGGGCCCUCCAAAGGGCCCCCUGCCAAUCCAUGAGGCCACCUCUCUGCCUAUAAACUUUCGUAAUGCUGAAUUACUCAAGGCCAAGAGAACCAUUCUAUCAUCACCUCUUCUCUGCCAUGCCAAAGUAAGCCCUAUGACAGGUGGGGAUCUGUAUUCCAGUGUUCAUCCAUUGUAAGUAAUGCAGUGUGAAUAGUUUGACAUGCACAGCUGCAUUUAGCUAGAUAUCCAGUUACGUCUGCAGUUCCUGAAUCGUCAAUUGAUAAUGGAUCUGCUUAUCUGAGUUAGCACAUUGUUGUCUUAUCCAUGUUAACAAUUUGAUUGUGAUUUACUGUAAAAAAUUGUUAUGUUACUCCGCUACCUGUAUAUGAAUAUAAGUAGACUGGGGUGAUAGGUUGGACAGAUUUCCAGGCCAGGUGUAACCCUGUGCCGUUCUUUCAAAACAAAUAAUAGAAAAGACAAAUACUACCAUUAAACAUAAUUAGUGAUAAAUGGGAAUUCCUUGUUCAGUAGGCUAGAGAAAAUAAAUGAUUUGAUGAUUGUAGUCACAGUCUGCACAGUUUUCUAAAAAGAGGACUCAAAGUUCUUCAGGUGCCUUUGAGUGGGGGGGGGGGCAUCCAAGCUUGAGAGCUGUGUGCGCUCCCAAUGUUCACUUGUUUGAGAGAGCAAAUAACUAGGUAGGAGGUGGGGGAAAGAUUGUGUGAGGUCAUUCUCAUGACCAGCCCUACCUGGGCAGGGUUGUGCUAGCCCCGGUAGGGCUGGUUGGGAGAUCCACCAAGAUAGUUCCCAGUCCUGGAGCUUCUCUGCUGGGUAGCCCAGGUUUUGUACCCAGGCUAAAAGUGAAGUAGGAGGGUACAUGUCUGUGCCCCUCCCCAGUCGUGUGGGCAACCAGGCUGCCAGCAGCCAUUUAAAUAAUAGAGGCCAGAAGAAGGAAUGACCCAGCCCCAGGAAUUUCCACAAUGCACUGCAUUGCUCAUGCAGUGCAUUGUGGGAUUCCCAGCCUCCAGGCUUCGCUCCCCCAACCUUCAGAUUGCUGCGUCGCUCGCCACAGCAGUAAGCGGCAGCAACAGGCUGUUGUGUGGGGGGAAGGUAAGUACGAUCCUGCCUCCCCACCCACCCCAGCAAGAAUGGGCAUGUGAAUAACCUUUGUGUGUGAGGCAGGAGCUGGGUAGGACAGCACUAUCCUACCCAGAUCUCACACCCAGUAUUUUAACAAGUGGGGGGGGGGAAGCUGCCCUAUCCAGCUGCCUCACACAUGAUCACUCUCCUCCUACCUAGUUGUUUGCUCACGGUGCACAUCUCCCACACCUGGGUAGGUUUAUCCUUCCCAGUUUUCAAUUGUGUGAACAGCCUUAGUAGUCUGUUGAAAAAAAGGAUCUGCUGGGAAACAGGUUUCCUUUAAUGCUGCUGUCCUGGGAAAUGUUUUUCUAGUGUACUAGGCAGUCUGAAAUGGUGAUCAGUGGAGUUUAGCUGAUCAGGUUUUGGGAACAUUUCUGUGCCCCUUAAAAAGCACCCUACUGUUGGUAAUUUUUCAGGAUAUGUUUCAAAAGCCACAACGAAAUUUAUGGGGCAUGUAGUCCUGGAAGGAACCUCCAGCACUGCCAAACAGGGAGCAUUGGCUAGCUAUAUAUGAGGAAUUUGCAUCCAAAUGCAAAUGUUAUCUGUUGGAAGACACACUUGGAUAUGCAUUGGACUGUAUAGACCAACUGAUAGUUUAAUGUAACUGGAGGUAGAUUGAGGCUUUAAAAUGCACACCCAAAAAUAAGGUUGAUGCAACUUUCUUUACCUGUAUUCCACUAGAUAGGCAAAUCUGAUUGACUCAAUGGCUGUGUGAUAUCAUCACAUCUUAUGACAUGGUCCCCAAUUGACUUAGGUAACACAGCGAAAGAGAAAGAAGCAGCUGUUUUAAAGUUGUUGUUUUUUUAAAUGGUACCAAACCAGGAGCAGAUCAGGGGAACCAUGUAUUUGAACAAGUGUGAAAAGAACACAUGAAACUGUAAAAAUUAUGGGUAUUUUGGGGUAUGUUUUUAAGCAUGUAUUGAGAGUAUAGCUUUUGCCUCACAAAUGUUUUAGUGUAGUUCUAGUGACCAGUCCAUAACAAUUGGUAUUUGCCAUAUCAACCUAACUUAAAGGCAUCCUUACAGGUUCAAAAAUAACAGCUGAAUAGAAAGUCAAAUUUGUGUUGGGUAUGUUGUCCUCAAUGUAUUGCACUGAAGGCAGAUUUACUUGCUUACACUAUAUUGUGUUAUACCAUACUGUUUGUUAAUAUAUUUUAUGCCUGCAUGUAUACAUCACUUGGGUUCAUGAUUGCUCUUGAAUAUAGCAAAUACUUUUAGAAGGUGCAGCAUUAACUUUCUAAAUAACUUACUUUUUUGGAGCACAAUUAUAUUAUCUGAUUUCCAGCACGUAGGGUGCUGGAGUUGUCAAGUAUUGUUCAAGAGAGGAUCAUAAUUCUCAACUGCAAAUCUGCAUUAAUUACUGGCAUACUAGUGAUUACAGUUGUCUUCCUAUGCAUGCUUACCUUGAAGUAAGCCCCAAUGAGUACAAUGAGAGUUACAUCUGAAUAAACAUAGGAUUGUGUUUGGCGCUUUCCAGUUAGCUGCUCAACAGCAGCAAAAUGCUUCUGUUCAGGCAAAUCUCAUUCAAAAUGUAAACAGCAGGGGGAGCAGUCUUGCGGAAACUAACAACCCCCCAAAACAGCAACUUAUUUACGCUGGAUAUAUGACAUCAUAGCACUAUAUUGCAGCAAUUAAAUUCGAAACAAGGCAUCAGAAAUGCGAACGGCACCCUGGUGACAGCGUAGGGACUGCUUUGUCACAACACAGGAAGUGUGGAAGCACACUUCCUAGAUCUGCCGUGACCUCGUUGCAGGGUGUAAUCUGGAAAGCGCCCUUGUGCUGUAAUUCCAUACUAUAGAAAAUGCUUAGCUAUUCAUGUGAAAAAACACUUUAAUGGAAGGACUGAAGAAACUGUUGUCUUUUUACAAGCUCACUGCCAUUGGUGUAUAGCAUACAACCUUGGCAGGACCUAUGUAGUUUGUUUUCAAUAUUUGCUCUAAGAUCUUCCAAUAUCUACAAUUUUAAUACAAUGUAUUCCUUCAUUUUAUUUUAUAUUCUUGGAAUGACAGUUAUUGCUAUAUAGCUUUUACAUCUUCACAGUAAAGAUUUUUAAAAGUGCA